AAAGGUUACAUUCUCACACUUCCGAUUCCGGGUCAUUAUAUACUUCACAAAACAGGGGCAAUGUUAUCCCGACUUUUACGGUUUGGGCCCGUGUUUUCACGGUCUAAUGCACCGGCUCGGUUCGUCUCCCAGUCAAAACCGACCGGUGCUGGUUCGACCGCUGUGACUGAGGUGCACCCCGCAGCAGGGAAGGCUGGACACGGAGAGGUCAGUCAGUAUGUCAAGAAUCCAGAUUACCAUGGUUUCUCCAUUGACCCUGAGGUGGAUGUGUGGACCAUGAAACUGGCCUUCUUCUUUGGCAUCUCGUUGGCUCUUGUUGUUGGAGGAACAUAUAUCUACUAUUUACCAGACCAUGGCAUGCGGCAGUGGGCCAGAAGGGAGGCAGAACGUGUGAUCCAGCAGAGAGAGAAAGAAAAUCUUCCUCUCAUUGAUGAGAACUACUAUGAUCCAAACAAAAUUAUUGUGCCUGCAGCUGGAGAAGCAUAGGAUGUUCAACAUCUACUUGCUGUAUUUCAUGUUUAUUGUAUUUCGCUGUGAUAGAAUAAAUGAUGUAAUUAAU
Messenger RNA from Scatophagus argus, 559 nucleotides. RefSeq names its product NADH:ubiquinone oxidoreductase subunit B11 (gene ndufb11). The record is from RefSeq and is a predicted model, not a curated record. NCBI's taxonomy places the organism in Eukaryota, Metazoa, Chordata, Actinopteri, Scatophagidae. The coding region runs from base 61 to 486 and encodes 141 amino acids. The transcript has 3 exons.